Sinocyclocheilus grahami is the source of this 3459-nucleotide messenger RNA. RefSeq names its product discs, large (Drosophila) homolog-associated protein 3 (gene dlgap3). Gene Ontology annotation, cellular component: postsynaptic specialization; glutamatergic synapse. The record is from RefSeq and is a predicted model, not a curated record. NCBI's taxonomy places the organism in Eukaryota, Metazoa, Chordata, Actinopteri, Cypriniformes, Cyprinidae. Gene Ontology annotation, molecular function: molecular adaptor activity. Gene Ontology annotation, biological process: signaling. The transcript has 12 exons. The coding region runs from base 282 to 3446 and encodes 1054 amino acids.
GUCCGCACGCGCAACGAACCCUCGGCCCGGAGGAAUAUUGAAUAGCUAUUAUCAGGACGGGAAUGCGAGUCUGACCUGCUAACUUAAACUCAAGAUUGCUGAGUGGAAUCUGCAAGGGUCUGCAGACAACAGAAGUGUGUAGUGUGUGUCCAUUGAAGAGACCUUUUCCCCUCUGCUGAUAAUGAUGCACCAUUUCCACAUGAGGAGGCAUUGACUCCGGCGCAGCCCUGUCGCGCCCACAGCGCCCCCUCUCGGCCCGGACGGCCCACCAUGCCCCGGCCAUGAAGGGCUACCAGGUGAGUCGCAGUUUGUCACAACACUCCUCUGGGCCUUGCUACCGCAUGCCUGAGGACUGCGACACUGCACGGGACUAUAUGCACCACCCUGACCACUACCAGGGGCACAAUGACCACCCCUACUACCCGCCUGGUGGGCCCCCUGAACCAUUGGCCAUGGUCCCAUCUGGUGGAGGCACUUUCCCUCGGUCACACCCCAGUCAGCCACAGGCCUAUGACUCCACCUGUGAAGAGUGUUUAUCCUCUGCAGGGCAUGGGCAUGGUCAUGGGGCAAAGAUGCACCGUAUCCCACCAAACCUUCUGGAUCAGUUCGAGAAACAGUUGCCCUUCCAUCCAGAUGGCUUCCACACCCUGCAGUACCAACGCACAGCCAGUGGGGAACAACGCAGUGAGAGUCCGAGUCGCAUAAGGCAUCUGGUGAACUCUGUCCAGCGUCUCUUCGCCAAGUCACAUUCACUGGAGGCACCCUCUAAACGAGAGUUUAAUGGCACCCGUGGGGGAGAGUACCGGGACAGAGAUAGAGGACACCGUAGUGGUGGCGAGGAAAGCGGUGGACAUCAUUAUUCAGGAACGCACCAGUCUCGUUCAGCCCGUCGGAACAAAAGCCGAGAACGAAGCAAGAGUGGAGACUCCCGUCACGAGUCUCGAAGCUCCCGCCACCGGAGCAAAACAGCUGGAUGGUGGAGUUCCGAUGACAACCUGGACAGUGACAGCAGCUUUCUGGUGGGUGCAGGUAGAGGGGGACGUGGAUAUCCCACCGGACACGAGACCCUGGAUGCUGCCAUCCAGGAGCUUACCUUGAGGAAAUCUAAGGGACCACCUCCAGGAGAGUGCCUGGCUUGCACCAACAUAGCCAAGGCAGGAGAAAGCGGACACUCUCUGAAAAGGAGCACGUGGUCGGCCAUGACAGUCAGUCAGGCUAGAGAGGUCUAUCCAUCUUCCCGUGAAGGAGGAGGUGGAGGUGGAUAUGAGAAGGCAUUGGUUCCUCUAGAUCCCAAAAUGAAGGAACGAUCACUCCACUAUCUGCAGGUUCCCUCAGAUGACUGGUGCGGUGGUGGGCCAUCUGACAGUGGUGGGGAGAUCCCUUGCAGACGUAUGCGCAGUGGCAGCUACAUCAAGGCUAUGGGGGACGACGACAGUGCUGACUCAGACACCAGCCCGAAAGCCUCACCCAAAUCAGCCCUCAUUGCCCAGAGAGAAGCCUUCCGCCGCUCUGUCAGCAUGGACCAGCGCUCCUCCACCGCAUCUAAGUACUCAUGUAAACAGUGUACAGACAUCUACCCGAACAGUCGAACCACACCUAAAGGCCAUGCUCGCUCCCGUAGCGCCACACGCUCUCUGACCAGCGCUCAGUUGAGUGACUCUCUGAACCUGUUUGGAGAAAUGGAAUCACAGGCUGUCGAGGCACUGGACCUACCCGGAUGCUUCCGCACCCGCAGUCACAGCUACGUACGGGCUAUCCAAGCCGGCUGCUCCCAGGACGAUGACUGCCUGUCUGUCUUUUCCAUGUCGGGCCCACAGGGGUGCGUGAAGGGCGAAGCAGUGUUCCCAUACAGGAAAGGACCCCCUCCUCUUCCACCUCGCAUGUCCAAGCCAAUGAUCUCUGUGACUGCUCAGAGCAGCACUGAGUCCACUCAGGAUGCUUACUUCCAGAGUACAGGACAGCCCGCACUGGUACGGCCCAGACAGCAUAGCAACUCAGUGGACCUGACGGAGAGCAGUGGGGGCCGAAGCUCCAGAGGUGGGCAUUAUCUUGGCGGGGGCACUGCGCAUGUCAGACAGAGCAGCAACUCCGCGGAGAGUUUGAAUGGCAGGGCCCUUCAGAGCAUCGCCUACCCUGGUGGACCUGGUCCAAUGAAACCGAAACACAGCAGCUCAGCUGAUAACCUUCUGGAGGGGCCCAGGGGAUCUAGGGACCGAGCUGGAGGCAGCCUGGGAAAAUCAGCCUCUCUGCCCCAGAACAGUAUGUCCCUAGCUAAAGCUCUGACUGGAGGAGAGGAGUUCAAACAGGAAGGACGAGGGAGGAAGUGGAGACCCUCUAUUGCAGUGCAGGUGGACAGCUCAGAGACGUUGUCUGACUCAGACCCAGAAGGCAAAGCGCUGAGAGAGGUGCACUCCAUAGGGGUUCAGGUGGAGGAUGACAAGAGACGAGCCCGUUUUAAACGCUCCAACAGUGUGACAGCAAGUGUCCAGGCUGAUCUUGAGACGGAGGGUUUUGGUGGGCUGACAGUCCCCACACAAGACAAGGGCCUGCAGUUUGGCUGCUCAUUCCAGCGCCACUCGUCUGAACCAGAAUCAGCCGGUCAGUUUGCAGAGUAUCGCACAGUGCACACACAGGGCCAGUGGGCCUACCGUGAGGAUUACCAUAGUGGUUACACCAACGAGCCUGGCCCUCCAGAACUCAGGGCCCUGCACCGCUCCCACUCCCCUCUGCCCCUGGCUCCUGAGCGUGGAGUGGGAGGCUGGAGCGAGGGCCCGAGGAGCCUCCCUGAUUCGGGCCGAGCCUCGCCCUGCUUACGAGAUGGAGAGUUCUUCCUCCGGCUCCUGCAGACAGAAGUGGAGAGGAUGGAGGGAUGGUGCCAGAACAUGGAAAGAGAGGCAGAGUCGAAUGAACUGCCAGAAGAGAUGUUGGAGCUCAUCAGAGGAGCUGUCGGCAGUGCUCAGAUGCUCAUGUCACAAAGAGUCCAGCAGUUCUUCAGGAUGUGCCAACAGAGUGUGGAUCCUUCAUCAUACCCUCAGCCCAGCACUCAGGAUCUGGCCAGUUAUUGGGACCUCCUCCAGCUAGCCAUCGAGGACAUCAGGGUGAAGUUUCAGGACCUCCAGCGGCUGAAGGACUCGGGCUGGAGAUUACCUCCUGAGAAGAAGGAGGACAAGAAGGUUCCACCUCCAUUACCAAAGAAGCCAGUCGGUGGCGUGACGGGCAGCCUGCGUGCCGACAGUGCAACCGAGGCCGGAGGCAUGCUAGUGGUCUCGCGAGGACGCAGCGUUCCCGAACGGGAGAAAUCGCUGGACGUGAGUGACCGGCAAAAGCUGGACACACGGCGCAGGCUGCUCCAGACCAAACGCUCAGCCUCUUUCCGUCAGAAUUCUGCCACGGAGAGCGCUGACAGCAUCGAGAUCUACAUCACAGAGGCUCAGACGAGACUCUGAGUCGCUCGGACCA